AUGAGAUGUAAUCCAAUAUUACAUUAUACAUACAACGAUGUCUGGAAAUUUUUAAGACAUUUUCAAAUUAAUUAUUGUACAAUGUACGAUCAAGGUUUUACAUCAUUGGGUGAUAAAGAUCUGACAAUUAAAAAUAUUAAAUUAAAAUAUCAAACAGAAAAUGGAUUAGAACAAUAUAAACCAGCCUAUAUGCUUGAUGAUGAAGUGAGUAAAGGAGAUGGAAGAAUUAAUCGUUUCAAUCCUCUUUAA
Didymodactylos carnosus is the source of this 249-nucleotide messenger RNA. Lineage: Eukaryota; Metazoa; Rotifera; Eurotatoria; Philodinida; Philodinidae. The record is from the annotation of a GenBank genome assembly.